Molecule: messenger RNA, 1584 nt
Organism: Canis lupus familiaris (dog)
Lineage: Eukaryota; Metazoa; Chordata; Mammalia; Carnivora; Canidae
Gene: SPX
Product: spexin hormone
Exons: 6
Coding region: 1-351 (116 amino acids)
Biological process (GO): positive regulation of gastro-intestinal system smooth muscle contraction
Cellular component (GO): cytoplasm
Molecular function (GO): neuropeptide hormone activity
Source: RefSeq, a predicted model, not a curated record
AUGAAGGGACUCAGAAGCCUGGUGGCAACAACCUUGGCUCUUUUUCUAGUGUUUUCUUUCUUAGGAAGUUCCAGCAGUGCGCCACAGGGACUCUUUGAGAGAAGGAACUGGACUCCUCAAUCUAUGCUCUAUCUGAAGGGCGCACAGGGGCGCCGCUUCAUCUCGGACCAGAGCCGGAAGAAGGACCCCUCGGACCGGCCGCCGCCGGAAAGGCGAAGCCCAAAUCCCCAACUACUAACUCUUCCAGAGGCAGCAGCUCUGCUCUUAACUUCCUUGCAGAAACCACAAGAAGCUAGAGAAGAAAACUUUGAUCAAACCAGUGUCCUAGAAGACAGUCUACUAAACUGGUGAAAAUAAACCAGAUUAUAGUCCAAUACAGUUCCAUUCUCGUUGAAAACAUGAACCAUGUAAAUAAAGCCCUUGCACCCUUUUACUCCAGUUGUAAUGAUGGGAACAUGCAUAACCAGUUUUAUUCUUCCCAGAAGCAAAGGUAAUGUAGGGUUCUUAGCUGAGAACAUCAUUGCUUCUGGUCCUGUUUAGGUCACCUUGUGUCUUACUCCCAUUCAUAAUUAUAAAGCUGGAGACUCUUUAGAGCAUGCUUUCUAUUUAUUACAACAAAUAUCCAUCUUGAUCUAGUGGGUCUUAGUCAUUGAUUUUUUCAUUCCCUUAUCCUUUGCAUUGUCUUGUACUCAGCUGCAAACCUCCCUCUCCUUUUCUGCCUUUUGUCCAUCUCCGUGGUGGGUGAGGUGGGGAGCAUGGCAGGAUGGGAAAGAGUAGAGCGUGUUCUCUUAGUGGUUCAUCUUGGAGACUAAGUUGUUAGGAAGAGAAGAGGGAUGGAGGUGACUAGGAAGAAGCCCUGAAUAAGAACCCUUCAGUGUAGCUGCUGAAGGGGAGAAAAGGGAAUCUGUGAGGCUGGUAGAGGGUCCCACUGUGGGGAACUCCCAUUUGCGCUCUUUGGGGAUCACCCUGAAUUCAGGAAGUUACUGGGAAAUAAGCCGGAGACACACUCCACUCCUGUGUAUAUUGUACAAAAGGAACAAACCGGUUUUUCAGAGAUGACUCAUGUUCCUCAGCUAAAUAGACUCUGCUUACUCUAAUUAACUAAAGCUCUAGGCUGUAUUUUACAUUAAAAUGUUAUAUAAAGGCACCCCGAUAACAUCAGUAUACAGUGAUAUGCCUAAUCUGCUUCUCCUCAAAACUAUGAAAACUGUCUGAAGAAAUACAUAUGCACAAACACACAGACACAUCCACAGCGAGCAUAAUAACCUAUUUAUUUGGAAUUACAAUAUGAUCAACAUGUUAAUUUUUUUUCACCUAAUUAGUUGAGAGUUGUUAUUGAUAAAUGUCAUAGUGGAAAGUAUUGUUAAUUCUUACUGUCAUCAGUAUAUAGUCAUUAUUCAGUAGCUAAAGGAUUUCUUUAUGUGAAUGUACCUGUACCUUGGAAUUACAAUUUCACUGUGUUAUGAAAUUAAAACCCUGCUUAUAAGAUUUGUCUGUAUCUUGUAUCAUAACUGAACAAUGAAACUAUAUUCAAGUAAUUGUUACAUUUAUCUCUUCCAAAAAAUAUGUUAACAUUAAAAAAUU